AUGAUUGCAGAGAUAUGUAAUCAUUGUGGACAUGUUGGUACACUUUGCCUUGCACUCACAAAUACAUUGCCCAGGACAUUAUAUUUUGGAUCAUCCAAGUUUAAGAAAUCAUCAAUACCAAAGACUGUCACAUAUGUAGUCGUCUCUGAAUACUCUCAGAAGUGUAUCAGAGAAAAUUCAUUCAGGAGCAGUGUCACAUCAAUUCGGUUCAAUGGUGAUUUCCAUCUCGGUGACGAUACCGAUGUCCUGCCACCAAAGCUUCAGAUCCUUGAUGUGGCCGGCACAAUGACAAUCCGUCAUCGAAUGCUCCCACCUACCUUGACAUCAUUGAAGAUGACGGGAACGCAAAACAACAUGCCAAUCAAGGUUGGCACGUUCCCAGAAGGCUUGCUCGAGCUGUCCUUUAGCAUUUCAGAGCUGAAGCCAGGACUCCUCCCAGAGUCACUUCAAUCAUUGACCUUUGGCUCACUGUUCAAUCAAGAGAUCGCGCCAGGACUACUCCCACCAUCGCUCACUUUGUUGAGUCUGGGCUCGAUGUUUAACCAAGAGAUUGCCGUUGGAGUGCUGCCUGCAUCGCUCACCUCUCUAUCCUUUGGUGCUUUGUUCAACAAGCCUCUCAUCAAUCAAGAAGGUGUCUCUAUCCUCCCACAGCAUCUGACAUCCCUAUCAUUUGUAUCAUAUAAUCAUCCACUACCCGCACUUCCUGCAUCAAUGACCAAUCUGGAUCUUGGAAAUAAGUUCAAGCAUCCAAUGGAGGUUCCUCAGUCUCUUACAUCACUUGCACUGGGUCCAGUCAUGUACGACCAUGCCUUGAUACUUCCAACAUCGUUGACAUCCUUGAAGUUCACUCAAGAGUUUAACAAGAAGGUGACCAUAGGAUCGCUCCCUCAAUCACUCACCUCUGUUUUAUUUGGUGACAAGUUCAACGAACCAAUCCUACCUGGAUCACUCCCCAACUCCAUCACUCACUUGACCUUUGGGCAUUCGUUUUAUCCUGUCAUCUUUCAGGAUGGAGCAUUGCCAGCCUCCCUUACCUCAUUAAUAAUCGAGUCUUCCCGGAUUGACCACAAUAUGGAGCUUCCCGAUCAAAUCAAACAUCUAAGUGUGCCUUACUUCAUACCAAAGAAGUGCCUGCCCAGGGGUCUGAAGAACUUGACCAUCACAUUGGCCCACACGCCCAUCGGUACGUUGAAGACUGUACACUUGGAUUCGCUGGCCAUCCAGAUCAAGACCAGAGAGUUCAGCCUUGCCCUGUGGUUGUAUCGUCGCUUGAAUGCCAAGAUUCCCAAUGUGGGUACCUACCGCUUCCAGCACAAACGUGAGCACUUUGCCGACUUUACCAGGAUUGGAAACGACUGGCUGUUGCUAACCUUCAAGUGGGGCGGUGUCCGUACAUUUGGAUUCCACUUCUUUGUUGAGGAGCCAAUACCCAAGAAGUCCUACUACUCUGGAGGUUAUUAUUAUUAA
Molecule: messenger RNA, 1467 nt
Organism: Acytostelium subglobosum LB1
Lineage: Eukaryota; Evosea; Eumycetozoa; Acytosteliales; Acytosteliaceae
Exons: 2
Coding region: 1-1467 (488 amino acids)
Source: RefSeq, a predicted model, not a curated record